CCCGCGCAAGAGUUAUUCUAUAUAAGCACAUCAACUCUCUUUAUUUCUUCUACUCUGCAAUUCCAUUUCCAUAUACAACCAACUUCUUCUAUAUGGACAAUAACCCAUUUGCUGCGCUUUCUGACUCCCCACCGACUCUGAUUAUCGCCGUGAAACCGGACCCCAAGAGCAACGAACUACGUCAGUCUUCUCAAGAACAGAAACCGAGAGUAGGAAAAAAUAAAAGAUCAAAGGGAAUCCCCAAAACCAACUAACCUGCUCUCUCUCUCUGCUUAUUCUCUCUACUCUCUCUCUCUCUCUACUCUCUCUCUCUCUCUCUGCUCUCUCUCUCUCCCCUCUCUCUCACAUGGGUUCUUUCCCAAAGUUUGUGCUGCUUAAUGAGGCCUUUAAGGUCUCUAUUAUCGAUAAUCUUGACAAUGCUGUUGAAGAUACUGUCUUCAGAGUCAAGGAUUUAGUGGGUUCUCAGCUUUCUCACAAUCUUGAGUUUCAUUUGGGAGAUAUCAGAAAUAAGGAUGAUUUGGAGAAGCUAUUUUCGAAAAAUAAAUCAUGGUAUGUUGUUGACAUAUGGGGGCUUAAGGCUGUCGGGGAGAGUGUUGCUCAUCCUUUCCGUUACUUCAGUAACAAUUCGGCCGAAUCAAUCACUUUGUAUGAGACAAUGGCCAAGUAUAACUGCAAGAAGACAUGGUUUCUCCUAAAGAUUUAUGAAGAGUUACAAGCCAUGAAUCCAUAUGGGCGCACUAAGCUUUUCCUUGAAGAAAUUGCUCGGGACAUUCAGAAGGCGGAUUCAGACCGAAGAAUCAUUUUGCUAAGGUACUUUAACCCUGUUGGGGGCCAUGAGAAUGGAAAAAUUGUCGAAAAUCCAAAGGGCAUUCCAAACAAUCUUUUGCCUUAUAUACAACAAGUAGCUGUGGGCAGAUUACCUGAGUUAAAUGUAUAUGGUCAUGACUAUCCCACACCAGAUGGUACUGCGAUCCGUGAUUACAUCCAUGUUAUGGAUUUAGCAUAUGGUCAUAUUGUGGCACUCCAGAAGCUCUUAUCAGAUGAUAUAGGUUGUAUUGCCUACAAUCUGGGGACUGGCCGUGGUACAUCUGUGCUUGAAAUGGUUGCGGCAUUUGAGAAAGCAUCUGGAAAGAAAAUCCCUUUAAAGCUUUGUGCAAAGAGGCCGGGAGAUGCUACAGCUGUUUAUGCAUCAACUGAGAAAGCAGAGAAAGAGCUUUGUUGGAAGGCAAAGUAUGGUGUCAAGGAAUGUGCUGUGAACAAGAUCCAAGCCUGAAUAGCAACACCCAAAGAAAUAUACAGCGUCUGCACAGUGGUUAUUGAACCCCUAACGUACUAGAAAGGGUUUGCUAUGCUUCUCCAGAUAUGCACUAUACUGUCAAUUUGUUUUCUGUGAAUCAAAAUGGUUUACAAGAAAUUUGUAAAUGCAAAGAACAAUACCAGUGAACUAAUGUGAAGUUUGUGAUAAACGAGGUUUUGCCAGUUAAUCAUUGAUCCUUUGAAUAUGCUGUUGUAAAGUAGUGAGAAAAAUAAUAGUUACAGGAGUGGCAGAUUGCUUGGAAUUGCUUUUGGAUCGUUCGUUUUAUUAUCUCUGUAGGUUUUCUAUAGAUUGU
Daucus carota subsp. sativus is the source of this 1610-nucleotide messenger RNA. RefSeq names its product UDP-glucose 4-epimerase. Gene Ontology annotation, molecular function: UDP-glucose 4-epimerase activity. The coding region runs from base 347 to 1273 and encodes 308 amino acids. Gene Ontology annotation, cellular component: cytosol. NCBI's taxonomy places the organism in Eukaryota, Viridiplantae, Streptophyta, Magnoliopsida, Apiales, Apiaceae. Gene Ontology annotation, biological process: beta-D-galactose catabolic process via UDP-galactose, Leloir pathway. The record is from RefSeq and is a predicted model, not a curated record. The transcript is spliced from 9 exons.